This is a messenger RNA of Eremothecium gossypii ATCC 10895, 1185 nucleotides long. RefSeq names its product ketol-acid reductoisomerase (gene ILV5). Gene Ontology annotation, biological process: L-valine biosynthetic process. The transcript has a single exon. Bases 1 to 1185 code for a protein of 394 amino acids. Lineage: Eukaryota; Fungi; Ascomycota; Saccharomycetes; Saccharomycetales; Saccharomycetaceae. Gene Ontology annotation, cellular component: mitochondrion. The record is from RefSeq and is marked provisional. Gene Ontology annotation, molecular function: ketol-acid reductoisomerase activity.
AUGUUCAGAGCAGCAGGCAGACAGAUGAUUGCGGGCACGCGCGCGGCGGCGUGGCGCGCGCUCUCCGGCGCGCGGGCACGCGCGGCCAUGCGGCCGGUGCGCAGCGCGCGGGCGGCGCCGCUGGUGCAGUCACGUGGUGUGAAGCAAAUCAGCUUCGGCGGCACGCCCGAGACGGUGUACGAGCGGGCAGACUGGCCGCGGGAGAAGCUGCUGGAGUACUUCAAGAACGACACGCUGGCACUGAUCGGGUACGGGUCGCAGGGGCACGGGCAGGGCCUGAACCUGCGCGACACCGGGCUCAAGGUGGUGGUGGGCGUGCGCAAGGGCGGCGCGUCGUGGAAGGCGGCGGUCGAGGACGGGUGGGUGCCGGGCGAGAACCUGUUCGACGUGGUGGAGGCCGUGGAGCGCGGCACGAUCGUGAUGAACCUGCUGUCGGACGCGGCGCAGUCUGAGACGUGGCCCACGCUGCGGCCGCUGCUGACGCCCGGCAAGACGCUGUACUUCUCGCACGGGUUCUCGCCGGUGUUCAAGGACCUGACGCACGUGGAGCCGCCUAAGGACAUCGACGUGAUCCUGGUGGCGCCCAAGGGCUCGGGGCGCACCGUGCGCUCGCUGUUCCUGGAGGGGCGCGGCAUCAACUCGUCGUACGCGGUGUGGAACGACGCGACCGGCCGCGCGCACGAGAAGGCGCAGGCGCUGGCCGUCGCCGUCGGCUCCGGCUACGUCUACGAGACGACCUUCGAGAAGGAGGUCAACUCCGACCUGUACGGCGAGCGCGGCUGCCUGAUGGGCGGCAUCCACGGCAUGUUCCUCGCGCAGUACGAGGUGCUGCGCGAGAACGGCCACUCGCCCUCCGAGGCCUUCAACGAGACUGUCGAGGAGGCCACGCAGUCGCUGUACCCGCUGAUCGGCAAGCACGGCAUGGACUACAUGUACGACGCCUGCUCCACGACCGCGCGCCGCGGCGCGCUCGACUGGUACCCGAUCUUCAAGGACGCGCUCAAGCCCGUGUUCCGCGAUCUCUACGAGUCCACGCGCAACGGCUCCGAGACCAAACGCUCCCUGGAGUUCAACUCCCAGCCCGACUACCGCGACAAACUCGAGGCCGAGCUCCAGACCAUCCGCGACAUGGAGAUCUGGAAGGUCGGGAAGGAGGUCCGCAAGCUGCGCCCCGAGAACAACUGA